UGUUUGUUCCUCUCUUUCUGUUUCUCUCCGUCCUUCACUCCCUCAACCGCACUGACGGCCUGCUUGCGACAGUAGCCAUGCGUGGAGCCGUUGUUCAAGCGUGAACAAUGGCGGUCACGGGAACCCUAGUUCGAUGACAUAUCGACGGAGAAAGCGUCGCUGUGAUUCUGUCUCUCGCAGUUGUCGAGCACGCGAUUUCGCCUUCUAAUUAAACCAGUCACGAGGUGCCUUUUGAGUCGACUCAAAAGUCUCUCGCCGUUGUUGAGUACGCGAUUUCGCCCUUAUAUAGCAGUCACGGAUCGUAUAGUUGUUCGUUCAGUAGCAUUCCCCGCCUGAUAGGAACCCGUGCAAGCUGGUAUCAGUAGUGUUGUCGACAUUAAGUCAAGCCGCGAAGUUAGGUCGUAGCCUAUUACUAUUUAGCGUUCUCAGCGUGAUUAUCGGCGUUUCACGUUUCGCGUCGCGGAUAGCUUCCCAGGAUAUAAAUCAGAAUUUUAAUAUUUCAUUAUCGACUCCUCUGGUAUACGGCAUUUAUUAUAAUUCCGAAAAAAAACACCCAGCGAAAUCGUAGACUACUGUAGUACACGGCACUAUAAUAUUUCUCCGGUCCAUGCAGCGUGGAUGUCGCGUAACUCGUGGUAGCGCGAUUGCCGGUCGCUUUGUGGCUUAGGUGCGCGUUCGGUAGGAGGUAGAAGCGGAGGCAUGGGGGGAUGCUUGAGCAUAGAGGAACAGUCGGUCAAAAUCACCAGCAAGAGCAGCAAGAGCAGCAAGAGCAGCAAGAACAGCAAGAGCAGUCAGCCAUGGAUGUCAGACCAAUCCACCGACGCCAACGGCAGCGAGUCGAUCCUGGCGUCCAACCUGCGGCGCUUCACGUACAAGGAGCUGCAAGUGGCCACCAACCGCUUCAAGGACGAUAGCGUGCUAGGCGCGGGCAGCUUCGGCAAGGUGUACCGCGGAGCCAUGGAGGAGUGGAUGGGCGAGCUGCCCAAGGGGGAGAAGCGGCCGCUGGCUAUUAAGAUGCUGGAUGAGGAGAGCUUCCAGGGGUUCGGGGAGUGGAUGGCGGAAGUGCUCUUGCUAGGCAGGCUGCAGCACCCCAACCUGGUGCGCCUGCUGGGGUACAGCACGGACAAGGACGAGGCAGUGCUCGUGUAUGAGCUGCUCGAGAACGGCAGCCUCGACUCCUGGCUCUUCCCAGACGACCACUCGGGCGAGUACAAGCACCGGCCGCUGACGUGGGAGGAGCGCGUGCGGAUAGCGUCGGACGCCACGCAGGGCCUGGCGUACCUGCACUCGGAGAACGUCAUUCACCGCGACUUCAAGUCAUGCAACGUGCUGCUGGACAAGGAUAUGCGCGCAAAGCUAACAGAUUUCGGCAUGGCGACCAUGGGACCGGAGUCCGGGCAGACGCACAUCUCCACGCGAGUUAUGGGCACCAUGGGGUACCUCGACCCCAAGUAUCUCGAAACAGGCCAUCUCACCCCAAAGAGUGACAUCUACGCUCUAGGAGUGGUUUACUUCGAGCUGCUCACCGGCCGUCCUCCCUCCUCUGGGGGCGACAACGACGAGUGCAAGCUCACCACGUGGGUGCGGUCCCACGUGGCGCAGCGCCGCCCGAACCUCGACGCAGUGAUGGACGAGCGGCUAGAGGACAAAUACUCGCGGGUCGGCGCGCAGAAACUACUCGUCCUCGCGAAGCACUGCAUCAACGAGGAUCCGGCCGGGCGGCCGCAGAUGGAGAAUCUAAUCAAGACUCUGCAGCAGAUCAUGACGCAGCCGAGCGGGGACGAGGGGAAUGGCGCUGGUUGGGGGAGAGGAGGGGGUGGGGGUGGGGGUGAGCCUGGUAUGCUGACACCACCCAGGACACCCACCACACCACCAACACGUUAAUCAGAUGGAUAAUAUAAUCAAGACUCUGCAACAGAUCAUGACACAGAUGACCCGGGACGAGGGGAAUGGUGCUGGUGGGGCGAGAGGAGGGGGUGGGGGCGAGCCUGUUAUGCCGAGGCCACCCAGGACACCCACCACGCCGACCCAUCGUUGACCCCGGGAAGGAAGGCGAUUGUUGAGGUGCCUAUUACCUAACAUAUCGACACUUUGACCCAGGGAUGGAAGGCGUGUUGUGCAUAAAGUGAUGGAGUGAGGUUGUGAUUGCGGAGAGGGAGAUGCAGGAGGGGUGGUUUGGCUGGAGGCAGCCAGCCACUCCCUCUGGUGGCUGAUAGGUAUUGCUGGUGUGAGCCUAUCAGAUUGUAGAAUUUAAGCUCGAAUGUGGGCAAAAAGCACACACUUGCGGGCGAGAGGUGGUUGUGAUGUGAGACGUGUGCUAAGGGGCUCUAUCUAUCCCCCGCUUGUUGCUAUUUUGAGACUUCAUUGUAGCAUGUGGUGGAUGUUAUUCUAGGAUUUUGAGACUUCAUUGUAGCUAUAGGUAUGUUUUUUGAAUUCCUAGAUAUCUUGUGC
This is a messenger RNA of Closterium sp. NIES-67, 2451 nucleotides long. The record is from the annotation of a GenBank genome assembly. Lineage: Eukaryota; Viridiplantae; Streptophyta; Zygnematophyceae; Desmidiales; Closteriaceae.